CCUCGUGUUUGCCCUUGGAUUGAAGAAUGACUGCAGCCAAAUUACAUUUCCUUUACUUAUGAUGCGUUUCAAACAAUCGUUCACAAGAAGACCAAGUUGUGGACUUUAUACAGGAAACCUUGACAGAUAGUAAAACAUGCCUGGAUCAGCUAGUAUGAGUGAGAAUUAUAAACACUUCCCCACAGAUGUUGGCAUUGUUGCCAUUGAUGUCUACUUUCCGUCCCAAUAUGUUGAACAGGCAGAGUUGGAACAAUAUGAUGGCGUUUCCACAGGAAAGUACACCAUUGGUCUGGGACAAGACAAAAUGGGUUUCUGUACAGAUCGCGAGGAUAUUAACUCUCUGUGCCUCACUGUUGUGGAGCGUUUAAUGCACAAACUCGAGGGUCACAUAGGAUAUGAAAGUAUUGGUCGCGUGGAAGUUGGAACAGAAACAAUUGUAGAUAAAUCAAAGAGUGUGAAAUCCGUGCUGAUGCAGUUGUUUGAGGAGAGUGAGAACACAGAUUUAGAAGGAAUAGACACGACAAAUGCAUGUUAUGGUGGAACUGCUGCUCUAUUCAACGCCAUCAACUGGAUUGAGUCUAGUUCAUGGGAUGGACGUUAUGCUCUCGUGGUUGCGGGAGACAUAGCUGUGUAUGCGACAGGGAAUGCACGAUGUACAGGUGGGGCAGGAGCAGUAGCUAUGCUAUUGGGUGAUUAUGCCCCACUUGUAUUUGACAGACGUGCACGCGGAAUCCACAUGCAGCAUGUGUAUGACUUCUACAAGCCUGAUUUAGCAUCAGAGUAUCCCGUAGUGGACGGCAAGCUGUCUGUACAGUGUUACCAACACGCCCUGGACAUGUGUUACGAACGCUACAGUAGGAGGGCGAAGGAAGAAGGGUUCAAAGUGGAAAGCAGUUUGAUAGACAUAGCUGAUGGUCUCCUGUUCCACUCACCCUAUUGUAAACUUGUCCAGAAGUCUUUUGCCAGGGUCAUGGCCAAUGAUUUCCUUACUGACAAAAACCCCGACUUCCAAGGCCGCUAUGCUGGUUUGGAAGAUUUCAGAGACAUACAGCUAGACCAAUGCUAUUUUGACAAAGAGGUGGAGAAGGCCUUCAUGACUGCCAGUAAGCCUCUCUUUGAAGAAAAGACACGACGGUCAACACUACUUGGCAACCAAGUGGGAAACAUGUAUACCCCAUCACUGUAUGGCGGCCUGGUGUCUCAUCUUAUGAGUCACACCAUUGAAGAGCUGGCAGGUCAGAGAAUUGUCUUGUUCUCUUAUGGGUCUGGAUUAGCAGCCUCCAUGUUCUCUCUGCGUAUCUCUGAGGAUACAUCCAAGUUCUCAGCUUUACAAGUACUGUACUCCUGCCUCAGUGAUGUCAAACCUCGUUUGGAAAGCAGGCAGAAGAGCUCUCCAAAAGAAUUUGAUCGCAUCAUGAAACUUAGAGAGGACACACAUAAUAAAGCUCCCUAUGUACCUGUAGGAUCUACAGACACCCUUUUCCCUGGGACAUGGUACCUAACAGGAAUAGACAGCAUGCACCGCAGAUCAUAUGCCAGAGUGCCAGCAUCGCCAACCAAAGUGACAAAUGGUCAAACCAUGUCAACUGUUGAACCCACACCAAUGGACACUACAAAACAGAGGAAGCGAAAGACUGAGGAUGAAACAGGAUGUAGCUCAGUGAAAAUGUCUUCUCCUAUCAGUAUGACUGAUGAUUCCUCCCUGGUUACAGUCGCUAGUGUCAUCUCCCCUUCUGCCAUAUUUGAGGCUUCAGUUGCGAAACAGUCAUCCAUACUCGAAGCCUCCAGUCAGUCAGGAGUCACAGCCAAGCUAUCGCAGUCUUGACGUUGACUUUCACAAUAGUGGACAUUUUUAUUAAUAUAAGCUAUAUAGUAUGUAUAUUAAAUGAUUUCUGUGUUACAAUGUCCUUUUCCACAUCGGUGUAAGGCCUUGUGCACAAUGAUCUGUUGCUAUGUUUUACCAAUUGCAAGUUAGUGUAAGUAACAUAACAAUCACAUUGAAGAAGAGAUAACAUGGGAAGGUCAUGUCCAGUUCUCCUUGUAUGUAUGUAUGCUUUUUGUCACAGGUCAGAUAUGAUAGAGAAUUUUAUCUUUUUCAUUUUAUUAAAAAGGAACAUAGCAAGCCUGAACAUGUAUCAUUGUUUAUUAAGUUUAAGAAUAAGAUAAUCUUAUGUGAAUAUAACACAGACUCAAACAAAUACUGUGUAAUAAAUGCAUAGAGGAACUUAACCUCUGUCUGUGUAAUACUGAAUUCAUCAUUCAAAUCAAGUCUUAAGGUGGGUAAUAUAUCAAAUUAUGAAUUCAGUAUGGCAUAGCCACUAGUAUGAGAUUCUGUUUUUUAAUGUACUAGGCUUGCUGAUGUUCUAUCAAUUGAUUUCUAUAAAGUUUUGCAAUAAGGUCGAGAUUUGACUGAUAUAGACCAGGGUAAUAUAUGCGUUUGAUGGCAUUUAAAGGUAUUGCACAUGUUGUUGUUUACUAGUAUCUGAUCUAUGUAUUUAACAAUGAUAACAUCAUGGCACAACACUUUCCUAUUUUUUGUUGUAACACUGAAUCCCUUCCUCUGUUACAUGUCUUCAUUUUAUAAGUCUUUACGUACACAGGGACUUGAUACAAAUUCCCAACCCAUGGUCUAUAUAAGUAUGUAUCAUAGUGAAUAUUACACUUAUGUAUGGACGGUGGGUUAGAAAUUUUUGUCAAGUCCCCGUGAUCACAUAGUAUAUAUAUUCAAGUUAGUACCAAAUUGCAUGACUUUAAAAAUUGCCAGUAAUUAUGAAUUCCUAAACCAUUGUACAUAUUUGCAGAUUUUAUUGUUAUGAAUCUGUUAAGUUUAAUUAAUGUUUAAUAUAUGUUUGUUUGUUUUUUAAGUAUAAGUAGUAUCAGUAGGUACUACGUUCAUGAUCAGUAUCAGUUUGAUGUGAACAGUAAUUUAUUACAUAGAAAAUUAAUGUGAUUUUUUUGCUUUUGUAAGUGACUUUAAUUAUUGUGAUUACAUUUUAGAAAAUUCUAUUUAGUUUACUUCCUAGGCAAGAAAAUCAAUUAUGAAUCAAUUUUUGGUGGGUGAAAACAAUGACUAGUAAAUAAAACUUGUGUUUUAUUCUGUUAAAAUUCUGGUAAUGAGAUGAUGGAUGAAAUUAAUGAAAUUUGACUAUGUAUUUAAAACUACAUAACUAUGUUAUAUCCUUAAUGAUUUUUUUUUUUAAUCCAUAAAGAAAUUUGAAAUACUAAAACCUGAAAAAGUUUGUGGACGCAAAUUUUUCUACAGGAAAAUUUUAAUUAUUGGGUUGUUGUUAAUGAUGAAACAUUCUAAAGUUUGUAGAAUAUUACUUGCCAUUUAGUUUGUUUGGAUAGUCAUCAUGGUGCUUAUCAAUCUCUUUUAUAUUUUUUGUAUCUGGUAUGUUUUGUAGAAGUUUUUUUUUAGAUUUUGUUGUUAAUUCAACAAAUUUUUUGGUAAGUAGCUUUUGUGGGGAACAAGAUUUUUGUAAAGUGAUUGUUUCCAAGUGACCUUACUUAUCAUGUGCUUGAGGCUUUGACUAUAACACAAUGUUAUCUUAUAUGUAUGUAGCUUUAUAUAGAACUGUAUAAAUAUGUUUAAUCAACAGUGUGAAAAAUCUGGUAGAAAUAAUAAUUAUAACACCAGGAAGACACUGAAAUAUUUAAAGAAAUACUCUAUUUAUAUGAAGACAAAUAACCUGGGAUUGGUUCGGGUUCUGAGUUUUGCCAGUUCUAUGCAGUUCUCACCAUUUUUAAUUAUCGGUAGACUGAUUCAGUUGUUGCCAUGUAAAGUUAAAAAGAUUUCGAUGAAUUCUUACUUGAAAUAACAUCUGAAGUGUGAUUCUCCAAAACACAAAUGUUUACGUUUUGAAAAUAAAUGUUGGUUCAAAUAAUACACAGUAUAUUCAAUAUCACAUAAUAUGUUAAAAUUGGUAUUAAGAUUUUUAAAAGCAGCUGGAAACACAAGUUUCAUUGUUUAUUGAAUUUAAAUCCAUUCACCAGUUUUAUCAGACAUUUUGUUUCCUUCAUUGUAAUUAUAUAGGUGUUUUACCAACAGAACACAAACGAAACUUUGUUGAAAUAUAUCUACCAUGUAAAAAUAUUUGGUGCAAAGCACAGUUUGAAAAGUGAUGUUAUACUUUUGUGUAAACAUGCUUUUAAAAUGUUCCACACACAGUCCUGUUUAAUUCUUUCUCGUUUCUUAAAUAUAUACACAUCUUCAAUUUUUUUUAUUUAUGAAGAAACUAUUAUAUUGGAGCUAUUAGUGGCACCAUGGGAGGGAGGGAGGAGUAUGUAGGAGUGUGGUGUGGGAAGAAUGAUAGAACUUCAACAAAGAUUGAACAUAUGUAGAAAAGUUGACACAAAAACAAUAUAUGGAGUGUGGAGGGAGGUAUGUUAAAAGGAAUGAAAUUUUGUAGAAAAAAUGAAAGAAAACAGGAUGAUAAAACAUGAUAUGAUAGAAAAAGAGAUGUGUGAAUGUGUAUGGAAAGGAAGUUUGAAUAGAACCUUCUACAGUACCACCCAGAAAUGCAUUUAUAGAAAUUGAGUUCUACCAAUUGAGAAUAAACCUGUAGUGUUUCGCUUGCAAAACCUGGAUUUUCGUCCUGUGAUAGUUGGUGUUUUAUCGCUUUAAGGAGAAAAAGAAGUGUGUUUUGUGAUAUUUGUUGGUAAUAUGAUUCAGACAAAUCAGUAUACUUCGAAGUCCUAACAUUAAACCUUCUUAAAUUGA
Messenger RNA from Ylistrum balloti, 4720 nucleotides. Its product is annotated as hydroxymethylglutaryl-CoA synthase 1-like. The coding region runs from base 137 to 1825 and encodes 562 amino acids. Gene Ontology annotation, biological process: acetyl-CoA metabolic process. The record is from RefSeq and is a predicted model, not a curated record. Gene Ontology annotation, molecular function: hydroxymethylglutaryl-CoA synthase activity. The transcript has 10 exons. NCBI's taxonomy places the organism in Eukaryota, Metazoa, Mollusca, Bivalvia, Pectinida, Pectinidae.